AUGGUAUGGAUCCUGCCCUUGAUCUGGGAUGAGCCUGGCAUGUCCCAUGAAUCAGCAGAGGAUUUAUUUCAUUUCAAUGUUGGAGGCUGGCAUUUCUCAGUUCCCAGAAGCAAACUUGCUCAGUUCCCUGACUCAUUGCUAUGGAAAGAGGCAUCAUCCCUGUCCCCUUCAGAAAACCAGCGGCUCUUCAUCGACAGAGAUGGCUCCACCUUUCGGCACGUGCACUAUUACCUCUACACCUCCAAGCUCUCCUUCUCCAGUUGUGCAGAACUGAACUUGCUCUAUGAGCAAGCCCUGGGUUUACAGUUGAUGCCUUUGCUGCAGACUCUGGAUAAUCUGAAGGAAGGGAAGCACCACCUCCGAGUGCGGCCUGCAGACAUUCCUGUUGCUGAGAGAGCAUCUCUGAACUACUGGAGAACAUGGAAGUGUAUCAGCAAACCCUCAGAAUUUCCCAUAAAAAGCCCAGCUUUCACAGGCCUGCAUGAUAAAGCCCCUUUGGGGCUCAUGGACACACCACUGUUAGACACAGAAGAGGAAGUCCACUACUGCUUCCUGCCCUUGGACCUGGUGGCCAAGUAUCCAAGCUUAGUGACUGAAGACAACCUGCUGUGGCUGGCUGAGACUGUGGCCCUCAUUGAGUGCGAGUGCAGCGAGUUCCGCUUCAUUGUGAAUUUUCUCCGCUCACACAAGAUCUUACUACCAGAUAAUUUCUCCAACAUAGACGUGUUAGAAGCAGAAGUUGAAAUUCUGGAGAUCCCUGAGCUCACAGAAGCGGUGCGGCUGUGUCGGAUGAACAUGGGUGGCUGUUCGCGGACCUCCUGUCCUUCCCCAAGUCCUGGAAAAGCAGGGCGUGCAGCUGGCCUAGAAUCUGUGAAGCCACUGUACAUGAUGGCCCUGGGUCUGCUGGUGAAGUACCCUGACUCUGCGCUGGGACAACUCCGCAUCGAGAGCACACUAGACGGAAGCAGGCUGUACAUCACAGGGAAUGGGGUCCUCUUCCAGCAUGUCAAGAAUUGGCUGGGAACUUGCCGGCUACCCCUGACAGAGACCAUUUCUGAGGUGUAUGAGCUCUGUGCCUUCCUGGACAAGAGAGAUAUCACCUAUGAGCCAAUGAAAGUGGCUCUGAAGACGCAUCUGGAACCAAGGACUUUACUUCCCAUGGAUGUGUUCACUGAGGAGUGGACAGCAGAGAUUACUGUGUAUUCCCCACAACAGAUCAUCAAGGUUUAUGUGGGAAGCCACUGGUAUGCAACUACUCUGCAGACUCUGCUGAAGUAUCCAGAACUGCUAUCCAAUCCUCAGAGAGUGUACUGGAUUACAUAUGGACAGACUCUGCUCAUCCAUGGGGAUGGCCAAAUGUUCCGACACAUUCUCAACUUCCUGAGACUUGGAAAACUGUUUUUGCCAUCUGAAUUUAAGGAAUGGCCUCUUUUCUGCCAGGAGGUGGAGGAAUAUCACAUACCAUCCCUCUCAGAAGCUCUCAUCCAGUGUGAGGCAUACAAGUCCUGGACCCAGGAAAAAGAAUGUGAAAAUGAAGAAGCUUUUCCCAUCAGGAAACUGCAUGUGGUGACAGAAGGGCCAGGGUCACUGGUGGAGUUAGGCAGAGAUGUCAAAGAAACCACAGCCUGUAUGCCUGUGGACUUCCAAGGCUGCAAUGACAGGACUCCAUGGAACAAAGCCAAGGGGAACCUGGCCAGAUCCAGUCAGAUGGAAGAGGCUGAGCAGUAUACCCGGGCUGUCCAGGUCUCUCUCUGUCGAAAUACCAAGAGGGCGGGCAAUCCUAGCACCUACUCACAUUGUUCUGGUUUGUGUACCAAUCCUAGACACUGGGGGGCCCACCCUGAGAGUCCUCCCAAGAAGAAGUGCACCACCCUUAACCUCACACAGAAGUCUGAAACCAAAGACCCUCCUGUCACCCCCAUGCAAAAACUCAUCUCUCUGGUGAGAGAAUGGGACAUGGUCAAUUGCAAACAGUGGGAAUUCCAGCCACUGACCGCCCCCUUGAGCAGCAACUUGGAGGAAGCUGCCCUGCAUCUCUCCUCUGGGAGUGAGGCUGCUUCCCAGCCCAGUGCCUCAGCUACCUGGAAAGUCCAUUCCAUAGCCUCAGAGAAGGAAUCAGGCCCCCAGGCUGGGGCUGGAGCUGGAGCAAAAGACAAGGGCCCAGAACCAACCUUUAAACCAUACUUCCCCACAAAAAGAACUGUCACCCUUAAGGACUGGGGCAAGCAGAAGCCAAAGGAGAGAGAAAGGCCUGCACCUGAGCAGCCUUUGCGUAGUGCUGGUGGGUUAGACAACCCAGGGAUCAUCCUCAAAGUGACUCACCCCCCUGUGGUGGGCAGUGAUGGCUCCUGCAUGUUCUUUGAGGACAGCAUCAUCUACACCACUCAGAUGGACAGCUUCAAGCACACACCACUCGCAGCUAUACCCCAGACUCAAGAGGUUACGUUCCUGAGUUUCUCUUUGUCUUGGGAAGAGAUGUUUUAUGCACAGAAAUGUCACCGCUUCCUGACAGACAUCAUCCUGGAUUCCAUCAGGCAAAAGGACCCCAAAGCUAUCACGGCCAAGGUGGUCUCCUUGGCCAACCGGCUAUGGACGCUGCACAUCAGCCCUAAACAGUUUGUGGUGGAUCUGCUGGCCAUCACUGGCUUCAAGGAUGACCGGCAUACCCAGGAACACCUGUACAGCUGGGUGGAGCUCACACUGCCUUUUGCCAGGAAAUAUGGCCGCUGUGUGGACCUGCUCAUCCAGAGGGGCCUGUCUAGGUCUGUCUCCUAUUCUGUCCUGAGUAAAUACUUACUACAAGAGGGCUAG
Molecule: messenger RNA, 2811 nt
Organism: Perognathus longimembris pacificus (Pacific pocket mouse)
Lineage: Eukaryota; Metazoa; Chordata; Mammalia; Rodentia; Heteromyidae
Gene: Kctd19
Product: potassium channel tetramerization domain containing 19
Exons: 16
Coding region: 1-2811 (936 amino acids)
Biological process (GO): protein homooligomerization
Source: RefSeq, a predicted model, not a curated record